AUGACUUCAAACCCUUUCAAACUAGACAUCAUAGACAACGAAUUUUCACAACUACUUGAAGAUUUUACUUCUGUCGCUUUGGAUAAUACUACCUUAUAUAACGCUGCUACAACUGCGGCUCAACAAUUACAACAUUCUACUCCCUUCGAUAUGUCCCCUCUCCUAACUUCUACUCAGAAGGAGAGUGGGAACACCAGAGACUACAUUAACGAUAUUGUUUCUUCUUCUGCUUAUCCGCCGCCUGCUCAAGAUCCUCAAAGAGUCUUACGUCAAAUGAUGAGUUUAUGUAAACAUAUUUAUUCAAGGGGUUUGAUUGAAGGAAGUGGAAGUGAUGUUACCAUUAGAGCUUUUGAUAAAGAUUAUCAUUUACACAGAAUAAUUCUUUAUCAAAAUACUUAUUUUUCCGUUUUGUUGGAAGGUCCUUGGAAAGAAAAUGGUGCAAAAGCUAUAGAAUUACGUUUUGAUGAUAAAAAUAUCUCUCGUGAAGCUUUUGAAAUAGCUUUGGGUCGUUUAUACGGUAGAUUGGAUGAAAUCAUCUUACCUUCUCAAGUAUUAAGUCUUCUCGCUACCGCUUCUUUUCUUGACUUACAAGAUUUAUGCGAAAUGUGUGUCGAUGUUAUAUUAAGAGAUAUAAAAGAUGAUACCGUGGUUAAUUAUCUCACUUUUGCUACCACCCAUUUUUAUGGUUCUCAUUCUGAAAAGAUUACAGAAGCUUGUUUCACUUAUCUUUGUAGAGAAGGUUAUGAUAAUUUAACUCUUAAAUCCGCCUUUUUAUCUUUACCUGCUGAAUGGUUAAAGAGAGUCGUAGAAAGUGAUGCUUUUUGGGUUCCCGGUGAAUAUGAAAGAUAUUUAUUUGCUCGUGAUAUUGUUAGCAUGAGGAGGAAAAUUUUGGUUGAACGAAAAAGAAGAAGUGUUGUUACUUCCUUGUCAAAUCCUGAAAUUUCGGAUUUACAUAAUUUACCUUCUGAAAAUUCAAUUCCAAUUUCUCCAACAACACCUACUUCUCCAUCUGGAAAUAAACGAUUUAUGGAUAACUAUUCUUAUCAUACUAGGCGUUCUGCUUCUAUUAGUACCAUAAGUUCUGUAUGUUCUGCGACGUCUUCAGCUAUGCAAGUGGAGAGUGAUGAAUCUAUUUACAACGCUAUCUUUACCUAUGCAAUUUACUAUAGUCAUAUGACUUUUGAAGAAUUAAAUUCUAUAUUACAUGAUUGUGACCCUACAACUGGUGUCCCAUUCUCUCCCGAUUAUGUAAUAAAAGAUGCUUUAUGGCAGCAGAUUGAUCUUCGUAAUAAAAUCGAAAAUGCUACCGAAACUGAUGUCACUUUAGGAAUUUCUUCUUCUGAAAUAUUAACAAGUUCAACGGGUGUACAUUUCGAAAUUCCUUCUGAUGAUACUACUCAUAUAGGUGAAGCUCUUACUGGAUUGGAAGAUAUGAUUGGUGGUGGAACAAAAGCAAUGAAAGAUGGUGAAGAUCCUUCAUCACCUUGUAGUAAUAAUAGUAGUGCCUCUUCAUUGAUGAAUGUAUCUCCCCUAAACAAAAGCCCUACAUCUUCCCCCUCAGAUGAACGAUUUGCUUCUUCAACUCGUCAAUCUAUGUUAAUGAAGAAUGGUGAUAAGAGCUUUUCAAGAUAUGCCGAUAAAAGGAAAACCGUUAGGACUUGGUUUAAGAUAUUUUGUCCAUCAAGAGGUCCUAGUCACGUGUUGACUCAAUUUCAGAGUAGUCCAGAUAAUUUUGCUUUAAUGCAAAAUGACUAUCUCUUGGAUGUUCGUGAUUAUGACACUUCUGCUUCUGCUAUUUCAAAUUCUAGUUCAUCGACCCUAAAAUUUUCUGUGGUAAUGGGACAUGUGUGA
This is a messenger RNA of Racocetra fulgida, 1851 nucleotides long. The record is from the annotation of a GenBank genome assembly. Lineage: Eukaryota; Fungi; Glomeromycota; Glomeromycetes; Diversisporales; Gigasporaceae.